CUCACAGUCCCUUUCCUUUCUAAGAAGCGGGUGAUCGUGUGAGGAUGAUGGAGCAGGGCAGCAGCCGCUUGGAGGAAUUCCCUCUCAAUGUGUUUUCGGUCACUCCUUACACACCCAGUACUGCGGACAUCCAGGUGUCCGAUGAUGACAAGGCAGGGGCCACCUUACUCUUCUCAGGCAUCUUCCUGGGACUGGUGGGGAUCACGUUCACCGUCAUGGGCUGGAUCAAAUACCAAGGGGUCUCCCACUUUGAGUGGACUCAGCUCCUCGGGCCCAUCCUGCUGUCAGUUGGGGUGACAUUCGUCCUGAUUGCUGUGUGCAAGUUCAAAAUGCUCUCCUGUCAAUUGUGCAAAGAAAGCGAGGAAAGGGCCCUGGACUCGGAGCAGGCGGCAGGAGGACAAUCGUUUGUUUUCACUGGUAUCAACCAACCCAUCACCUUCCAUGGGGCUACUGUGGUGCAGUAUAUUCCUCCCCCUUAUGGCUCUCAAGAGCCAAUUGGGAUGAACACCACCUACCUGCAGCCAGUGGUGAACCCUCGUGGUCUCACACCAUCUGGAGUGAUGGCAGCUGCCACACCAAGCCCUCCUCAGUACUACACCAUCUACCCUCCAGAGAAUGCUGCCUUUGUUGACGACCAGGACUACCCUUCCUUCCUGAAUGAUGGAAAUGACAGGUCCAUCCCUGAUGCUGAGCAGCUAGAAGAGACACAGCUGGAAGAUGAGAACUCUGUCUCCUUCUCUCCUCCCCGCUAUGAGGAAAUAUUCUCCCUCCCUCGCUAG
This is a messenger RNA of Pteropus alecto (black flying fox), 779 nucleotides long. It is a transcript of the gene TMEM174, whose product is annotated as transmembrane protein 174. Lineage: Eukaryota; Metazoa; Chordata; Mammalia; Chiroptera; Pteropodidae. The record is from RefSeq and is a predicted model, not a curated record. Bases 45 to 779 code for a protein of 244 amino acids. The transcript has 2 exons.